Molecule: messenger RNA, 919 nt
Organism: Tinamus guttatus (white-throated tinamou)
Lineage: Eukaryota; Metazoa; Chordata; Aves; Tinamiformes; Tinamidae
Source: RefSeq, a predicted model, not a curated record
UCUCUGUUUUCCCAGUGUCCCAAGUGCAAUAUCUGUAUUGAAAAGAAUGGAGGCUGCAAUCACAUGCAAUGCUCCAAAUGCAAGCAUGACUUCUGCUGGAUGUGUCUGGGAGACUGGAAGACUCACGGCAGCGAGUACUACGAAUGCAGUCGGUACAAAGAGAAUCCUGAUAUUGUAAACCAGAGUCAGCAAGCACAGGCCAGGGAGGCCCUUAAGAAGUACUUGUUCUAUUUUGAGAGGUGGGAGAAUCACAAUAAAAGCUUGCAAUUGGAGGCACAGACGUACCAACGAAUCCAGGAGAAAAUCCAAGAAAGAGUUAUGAACAAUUUGGGAACAUGGAUAGACUGGCAAUACCUACAAAAUGCUGCAAAGCUACUUGCAAAGUGUCGUUACACACUGCAGUACACAUAUCCAUAUGCCUACUACAUGGAGUCUGGUCCCAGAAAGAAACUGUUUGAAUACCAGCAAGCCCAGCUGGAAGCCGAAAUUGAAAAUCUCUCGUGGAAGGUGGAACGAGCAGACAGCUAUGACAGAGGGGACUUAGAGAAUCAGAUGCACAUAGCAGAGCAGAGACGGAGGACGCUGCUGAAAGACUUCCAUGAUACAUAAGACGGGAGGAAGUGACAGUGCAGGGGUGAGAGCAGCGAGUGAAGUGAUGGCAGCUUCACCGUGAUAAGCAGGCACUGCCUCUGGGAGAACAUGGCCAAGGACAAAGCCACCCCUCCCCUUGCAAGUCAGACACAUGCAAACACCACAUCUUAGUCCAGUUUGUUCUCUUAUCUUUCUGUUUCUGUUUCUGCCAGGCUAGAGGCCAGAGUUCAGAUUGGCAUAUUUCCUGGGACAUUUUCCCUCCUGCCCUUGAUGGUUUCAGAAGGGAAGGGAGGUUUUCUCUGAAUGGCUGUUAAUAGUAUUAGAUUAU